AGCGAAAGAUCGAACUGUAUUAGGAACCUACUCCACGGAGACAGAAUGAACCACUCGUAAACACAAACAUCAAAUAAGAGAGCCCCCCCUAUUUUUGUUGCCUACCAACAAACAUUUGACAUAAUAACCACAAAUACACUUUGUCAAAAUUAUAGUGCACACUAAUCGAAAUGGGACCCUAAAUAAAUCUACAAUGUCGGCCGAUUUAGGACAGAGUCCAUCAGAAGAAGCCACAUUACAAUCCAGAGGAUACCAAUUACUUCGGAAAUUGGGAGAGGGAUCUUACGCAAAAGUCUACUUGACGGAAUUUAAAUUGCGGGAGAACUCCGUGGGUGAAAGUACUAAGUCGCCAAGCAAUUUGGCAUGCAAGGUUAUAGAUACAGUAAAAGCUCCGAAGGAUUUUGUGAAGAAAUUUUUACCCCGUGAAUUAGAAAUACUAGUGAAGCUCAAUCAUCCUCAUAUUAUUCACGUGCAUAGUAUUUUUCAAAGAAAAACAAAAUAUUUCAUCUUCAUGCGAUUCGCUGAGCAUGGAGAUUUGUUAGAGUUUAUAUUGAAAAAAGGGUCAAUAUCGGAGCCGCAAGCCAGAGUCUGGAUACGUCAAUUAGCACUUGCGCUUCAGUAUUUACACGAUAUGGAAAUAGCACACAGAGAUUUAAAAUGCGAGAACGCACUGAUAACUAAUAAUUACAAUUUGAAAUUGGCUGAUUUCGGAUUUGCUCGCUAUAUAGUAGAUUGUAAUGGAAAAAAUAUUCCCAGCGAAACGUACUGCGGUUCGUUAUCGUAUGCAGCACCAGAAAUUCUGAGAGGAAUGCCGUACCAUCCGAAAAUUGCGGAUUUGUGGUCUCUGGGAGUUAUCUUGUACAUAAUGUUAAAUAAAGCUAUGCCAUUUGAUGACACAAAUAUUAAAAGGCUAUAUGAACAACAGUCUAAUAAACGUUGGCGUUUUCGGGCCAAAUUUGUAGAUGUACUAAGUGACCAAGUCAAAAAACUAGCGGCGCAUCUUCUAGAACCCGAUAUCGCAAAACGGUGGAGGGUGGAGCAGAUAUUAAACUCGGAUUGGUUGGCGAUGGAUCCUCGAUUAACGCAACUCAACCAUGCCGAACGAUUGGCGAUGCAACAUGCGCAAGAAGAAAGGAAAAAGUAUCUAGAGGGACGAAAGGGCUCCAUUGCCGUCGGAAAGAAAAAAACAUCUGCUGAUGAGAUUACCAUGUUAAAAGAUCCAAAAAACCAACACGACGCGGCCAAAACGGCUAUAAGCUCACCUGGCAUUGUUGAGGAUGAAGACGAAAAGGAGUCUGUCCACAAGAAAAAAUAAAAAGAUAAAAACCUCGAAAACACAACUACAAACAAUAUGAAAAAUACAUUUAAUUUAUCAAUAGCAAAUUUUAUCAAGGGAUGGAUCUCAUGAUGCUGUAGCAUUUCCUCGUUGAAUUUCUAGGCUGAUCCUUUAAUUCACCUGUAAAGUUUAUAAGCAUUUUCCCAGUUGUUUGCGCCAUUGGUCGCUUGGCGGUAUCAUUGAAAACUCCGAAAGUUUCAAGUACAAAAGCAAUAAAUUCAUGGUGUGCAUGGGUUGGUAGAGCAGCCCUGACUGAAACCCCGCCCACUCAAAGAUAAAGACAAAAAUAAAUAAAUAAACUGUACUUAAGGCGUGAUCUGAUGGAUUUUUACAAAACUGUUAAACCUCCGCAAAAGUUUAUUCCGACGGCUAGCUCAUGAUUAAUAAUCUUUAGUGCAAUAACCUUCGAGAGAAGUGGAUUUGUUCUGUAUACCUACCUGAAAAAAAUGUCAACUCAUUAUCUACACCACAGCGUCAGUUAACGGUACUGGAAUCCGAACCGCACUGGAGUGUAGUGGCGGGUCCAGCGUUCAUUUUGUUUCUUGUGUUUUGAAAAGUGUAUUUACAGGUAGUAGUCCUUUUCGUCUUUCUUAUACUUACGAACUAUUAGGCACUGAAUUUAUGUCAGAAUUUGUUGCCCUGAUAUUGAAGCGUGACGUACUUCAAGUUUUUGUUCAAGUACCAUUACCGAGUUGUUUGUUUGUCAUACUGUACCUACACCUGAUUAGGCCACUAUCUUCAUUUAUUUAUGUAUUCAUGUGGGAAUUAUUAUUAGGUGUGUUGUUGCUCUGCACGAUUCGAUUUAACUAUCCCCUGAAGGAAGUAGUACUUUAUACAGUCCAAUUCUUCCCGUACAUCUGAUUCUUUCUUUCUCAUGCCCACUGCCGGAUGGUGUGUAAGCAAUAUGAGAAGGGGGGUCCUCAAAUUUGAUGUUUCUUUGUAUGAGUAUAUUCUGGGAAAAGAGUAAGUACAGCUGGUGACUCGCUGUAUAUGUUGCUCUCUUACUUGUGGCCCGCUGGUCGGCGGUACGUAUAAGAUUUACGAGAAAGAAAGAGACAUUAACAUAUUUCUCCUAUUUAUGCGACUUGCUUGAGCGAAAAUGAACUUUAACAUGAAUACUUACCAUAUUGGCAUUCUCAAGUACUUACUUUAUUCAUAUUAAAUUAUUUGAAGUCUAUGUUGGAGUAUAGCAAUUUGCUUUUAACGUUUUUUUAUGUACAUAUACAAUUUAUAAUUUUACGAGUUGUUUUAUCCAAUCGGUGUUUUUGUACUAAAUUGAUUUAUCAUACUUUCCAUUUUCAUUUAGAUAUUAUGUCUCGUGUAUUUUGUUUUUCUGAAUGGAUUACCUGAUUUUUAUAGUACAAUUUAGAAUGUUUUAUUUGUGCAUUUUUUCUUACAUUUUGCAAUUGGGCUAUGAGGGGGUUUUUGUCCCUAAGAAGGUUUGCCUGGUAUCGCUGGGUUGUGUGCGUAAUAUAUUUUAUUAACGAUUUUCGAGAUCGUUUAUAAUUUUGUAUUGCUGUCUAUCUGCUGAUGUCUGCUAUGCUGAUCUGGUGGGACAGGUGUGUUGUAAAAAUUAUGUAUAUGUGAAGAUCUCGUGGAUCGUUCAGUAUUCAGUUGUAUCAGAUUUUUUGUUCUUGUCUUACGCACAAAAUUCUGUAUUUGAUUCAGAAGUCGCUAAAUGCCAAACUACUGAGUGUGUCGGGUUUGUUCUUUCGAAAAAUUCCACUAAAAACCGAUCAAAUGAAAUUACACUGACAUGAAUAUACUGAAAACAUGUUCAGAAGAGGGAGGAAGAGAAGGAUACCAAGAAAUCGUAUAACACAAAGCAAAAAGACAACACUAAAAAAUCCACGUGAUGAAUUUUGAAGGAAAUUGAGAAACAGAAAAAUAAAGGAGCAUUGUCACAAGACCACAUUAUGCACAUUUACGUUGCCAUAUAUAGUCAUGUGACAGGGCUUUCUUAUUUUGUUCUAGCUAUUUAUGAUCAAUUUUAUUUUUCUUCUUUGUUGUGUGUUCCCUCUGCUAUAGUUGUAAUACUUUUCGUCAAUGCUUUCAGAAUUUCAGAAGCAGGUACAUCCUUUUUUGUUAAUUUUGCACAAUGCAUGAUCUGAACUAAUGUA
This is a messenger RNA of Photinus pyralis (common eastern firefly), 3456 nucleotides long. RefSeq names its product testis-specific serine/threonine-protein kinase 1-like. Gene Ontology annotation, molecular function: ATP binding; protein kinase activity. The record is from RefSeq and is a predicted model, not a curated record. The transcript has a single exon. Gene Ontology annotation, biological process: mitotic cell cycle; regulation of cytokinesis; protein phosphorylation. Gene Ontology annotation, cellular component: centrosome; nucleus; spindle pole. Bases 194 to 1315 code for a protein of 373 amino acids. Lineage: Eukaryota; Metazoa; Arthropoda; Insecta; Coleoptera; Lampyridae.